Molecule: messenger RNA, 7575 nt
Organism: Solea solea (common sole)
Lineage: Eukaryota; Metazoa; Chordata; Actinopteri; Pleuronectiformes; Soleidae
Gene: sh3pxd2aa
Product: SH3 and PX domains 2Aa
Exons: 15
Coding region: 540-4058 (1172 amino acids)
Biological process (GO): superoxide anion generation
Molecular function (GO): protein binding; superoxide-generating NADPH oxidase activator activity; phosphatidylinositol binding
Source: RefSeq, a predicted model, not a curated record
CGCUUGCUGGCGCUGGGCUGCAGUACCUGCUCCUUCACACUGACCUGCAGCUGUGCUCAUCAAAGCCUCUGCCAGUGUGUGUGUGUGUGUUUGACUCCUGUAUGUGUGUGCGUGGUCACCGCGGCAGACACAAAGGAACUCGCUGCACUUUUUUAAAGGUACCGCCUGCCUGGAGGAGCUCAGGCCGCCGCUGUCACUGUCUGGACCCGCGUCUGUGUUCGUGCUCUCCUCACGGACAGCGAGCAGUAACGGACGCCAGAAGCCGGACUAUUGACAAGUUUGUGAUCAGAUCGACGCUCGCCGUUGAACUGGAGGAAGAGAGAGAGACAGAGUGAGAGGGAGGAGGGAAGGAAGGAGGGAGGUGUCAGGGAGAGAGAGAGCCUCACUGAACCGCUCUCUUUCCUUAUCCCUCUCCCCCCUCUCUCUCUCUCUCUGUGUAUCUUUAGCCUGGACCGCUGAGCUGAUUCAAUGACACACCGAUGAAUGUAGUGUUCCGUGUGCCGUGAGUGUGUGUGUCUGCUGUGGAUCUAUCGCCGUGGAUGCAGAGCCUCUGCAGAGUCAAGAUGCAGUUUCGGACUGUGCUGGACGUGAAAGUCGUGGACGUGGAGAAGCGACGCAGUCCGUCCAAACACUACGUAUAUCUCAUCAAUGUCACCUACUCUGACAACACAUCUCACAUCAUCUACAGAAGAUACAGCAAAUUCUUUGACCUUCAGAUGCAGAUACUUGAUAAGUUUCCAAUUGAGGGCGGGCAGAAAGACCCCAAGAAGAGGAUCAUCCCAUUUCUCCCAGGCAAGAUCCUGUUCCGAAGGAGUCAUGUGCGAGACGUGGCCAUGAAACGACUGCGCUUCAUCGACGACUACUGCAGGGCGCUGGUGCGACUCCCUCCUCAGAUUUCUCAAAGUGAAGAGGUGCUGCGCUUCUUUGAGACCAAAGCUGAGGACGUCAAUCCACCAGUGGAGGACUAUGGCUCCAAGCGCAAGUCUGUAUGGAUGUACGGCUUUACAGACAGCCCGAGGAAAGAGGCCUCAGGGAUUGACAGCUCGGAGCCCAUGGUGUUGGAGCAGUACGUGGCUGUUGCCAACUACGAGAGGCAAGAGAAUUCGGAGAUCAGCCUUAAGGCUGGCGAGACAGUCGACGUGAUUGAGAAGAGCGAAAGCGGUUGGUGGUUUGUCAGCACAGCGGAGGAGCAGGGCUGGGUGCCAGCUACAUACCUGGACUCACAAAACGGAACCAGAGACGAUUUAGAUCUUGGAACUUCCAGGACUGGAGAAGUUACUAAGAGACGCAAGGCUCAUCUGAAGAGGCUGGACCGGCGCUGGACCCUUGGGGGUAUAGUCAACCGUCAGCAGAGCAGAGAAGAGAAAUAUGUGACGAUACAGCCAUACACCAGUCAGGGUAAGGACGAGGUCAGCUUUGAGAAAGGCGUCACCGUGGAGGUCAUCCAAAAGAACCUAGAGGGCUGGUGGUACAUCAGGUACUUGGGGAAAGAAGGUUGGGCCCCUGCAUCAUACUUGAAAAAGCUGAAAGAGGAUUUCUCCCCACGCAAGAAAACACUGACAGGCCCAGUGGAGAUCAUCGGCAACAUCAUGGAAAUCAGCAACCUGCUGCAAAAGAAGUCCGUCAGUGAGAAGGACAUCCAGACGGACGGAGAGGGCAGCACCACCCCGGAGCGCCACAUCUCCAAGAGUGAGAUCAGCCUGCCCAUGCCCUUUAGCUCUGAAAUCAAUGCAGAGACGGGCAGGAGGCUGAGUGCCGGCCGGGACACCAACAGUCCCUGUCUCGGAAUUGCAGCGAGCGCUGCUCUGAAGGAGAGCAAAGUGAGAGGAGAGCCAGGGUCUCCGGCUGUUGCCAGGGUGGCACCACAUAGAGUGGAAAUUGGGUCUCCAAACCUGAGACAAAAACCUCCCCCCAGGAGAGACACCAACUUGGGAUUCCAGUUACCUAAGCCACCAGAGCCCCCUGCUGUGGAAGCAGAGUAUUACACUAUAGCAGAUUUCCAGUCCUCCAUCUCUGAUGGCAUCAGUUUUCGGGGAGGACAAAAGGCUGACGUGAUAGAGAAGAACCCCGGAGGCUGGUGGUAUGUGCAGAUUGGAGAGAAGGAGGGCUGGGCCCCUUGUUCAUAUAUCGACAAACGCAAGAAACCCAACGUCAGCCGUCGAACAAGCACGCUGACCAGGCCCAAAGUCCCACCGCCAGCUCCUCCUGUUAAAAAGCAAGAUUCUGACGAGGCUCCUUCUUCUGCUAAUUCUGCCUCCAAAGUUUCAGAGCCACCUAGCAGACCAGUGUAUGAGGAACCUGAAUAUGAUAUUCCUGCGAUUGGCUGUGAAGGUGAGUCUGAUACAGAUUUGCUGAAGGAUGUGAAGAUGAGUAGUGUGGUCAGCGACAAGUACCACAGCUCCCCUCCUUCCUGCAAAGCCUCCCCUCCUCUUUCUAAGGCGUCUCCUGCGUUCACCCAUCGGAGAGCUCCCUUUAGGUCUGUAGAGGAGGUUGGUAAAGAAGAGUGUAUUUACGAGAAUGAUGGCUUCAGACCAAGCGGUGGAGGUGAACGAACCUCAGCCAAAGUAUCCAGUGAGCCCAACUCCCCAAAGAUUUAUCACUCAUCCACAGUCCCACGAAAACCCUCUGGAUCGUCACAUUUUGGCGAAAGGCCCAUGAAGACUAUGACCCCCGAGAUGAAACGUAGAAGUCAGACCCUGGGCAGACACAUAGAUAUCAGCCUUAGGUCCCAUGACAACAGCCCCCUUUCUUCCUCUGAUGAAUUGAGCAGAGGCCCCAAGAAAAGCACUGCUUUCACCCGGGAUGUGGAGCAGAGGAUAGGACAAAGCCCCUCCACCAGGCCCAAGCCUUCUGUCAGACCCAAACCCCUUCUAACCAAAUCAGAGCCCCAGAGUCCUGAGAGGAUGGACAUCGGUUCCUUGAGACGUCAGCUGAGGCCAACAAGUCAGUAUCGUCACGGACUCAAAGCGUCUCGUGGGGACGACUCUGAAACUGCUUCUGUUAUCUCAUCAGAGGACUCCAUGUGUUCACACAGCACAUCAGAUCUCUCCUCUGUGUACUCUAAAGGGAGUCGUGUUGACUCAGAUGUGGAAGGCCCCACUCUAUAUCGCUCUGUGGACACCUACAAGAAAGUUCAGGACUCUGAGAUCAGCUUUCCAGCUGGUGUGGAAGUCGAGGUUCUGGAGAAGCAGGGUAGUGGUUGGUGGUACGUCCGCUGGGGCAUGGAGGAGGGCUGGGCUCCAUCCUACUACCUGGAACCUGUUAGACAAGUAGUUAAUGCUGGUGGGAUGGACUCAGAUGGACGUAAGAAUAGUGGGAGUAAGUCCAAUAGCCUGGAGAAAAACGAGCAGCAUGUUUUAGCCCAAAACAAUAUCAAUAUUCAAGGUCCGACACAACAGCAGCAUCAAGGCCUGAGUAGGAACACGCCACCAAUUCCUUCAAAGCCUCCUGGUGGCUUCUCAAAGCCCUCAGGGAUGGUUAACGGAGGAGUGCGAAUGAGGAAUGGAGUACGCCAGGUGGCUGUGAGGCCUCAGUCAGUAUUUGUGACUACAUCACAGCCAGCCAAGGAUGGGCACUACAUGACAGGGUCUUUGAGGAGAAAUGAAUCACUCAGUAGAAGUGAUCACUAUUGUUCCGGUUCCGCCACUCUUGGUGUCCGCCGAAAUGCCUCCUUUAGCACUGUGCGGCCACAUGUAGUUGUCGAAAGUCAGACAAGGCCUGCAGAACGCUCCAGCCUGGGGUCCUCGGGGAGUGCAUUUAGUUCAAGCAAUGCCCAGGACGCCCUUAGCAGAGCUAACCACCGUAAUGGCAUCCCUGUGUCCACAGUCCGACCCAAGCCCAUAGAGAAGAGUCAACUGAUCCAUAAUAACCUGGGCAGAGAUGUGUAUGUGUCCAUCGCUGACUAUCGUGGUGAUGAGGAGACUAUGGGUUUCACUGAGGGCACCUGUCUGGAAGUAUUAGAGAGAAACCCUAAUGGAUGGUGGUACUGCCAGGUGCAGGACAGCCUGCUCCCCCGCAAGGGUUGGGUCCCAUCCAACUACCUAGAGCGGAAAAAGUAGAACCAACGCCACAUCCUUCCCUUCAUCCCGUCACCCUGUUUUGGAUGUCUCCAAGGACACAGGUGGUAUCGUUCCUCAAGAAUGUUACCCAUGAUCUCCUGUAAGCAAUAUGCUCUUCAUAAUGUACAUUUAUGUUCAUUUAAUGUACAUUUAUGAUGUAUGUAAAAAGAAUGAUGUUUUAAUCCAAUAAGGAAGGACACUUUUAGUGCUGGUUUACUAAAAUGUAUACAAAGACAAGUGUUAAGAUUUUAAAUAUUUUGGCUGCAAGUGAGAGACAUUGGCAUUGGUCGCCCUUAAGUGAGGACAUUGUCUUUAAGAUAUGACAUGAUAUGAAUGAGAGUGAUGACUUCUAAAAGAGGUUUUCUCCUGCCCAACACUGACUAUGAUGGCUAAUAAGUGCCUUUUGUAUUUGAUUACCACAAAGGAGGUUUUAAAUAGUGGAUGGCAAAACAUGAAAUCAUCCAAAUCUCUUAAAGAGUGCCAUAAGCCUAUGAACACCACCAAUAGUACUCCCAUGACCUCUUGUAAGAGCUACACUACAGAGUGAAAACAAAGUGCAAAGUUUCAGUCUACAGUGGUGACAUUGGUCCAAAAACAACAGCGAAGAAAGAAAAUCAGAUCAAGAAACCUGCUCUACCAGAGAAAGCAUUUGUUUUAAGCAGCUACAACUAAAACAUUUCUGUCUCAUUGUUAGUAUUUUGGUUGUUGCUGAGUGCCUUCCUUAGAGAAAUAUUUCUGCUUUCUUGUGACAUCUGUUUUCCAACAACAGCCUAGAAAUGGAAGUCAAGCUUAGUCACAGAUCCUCAACUUCCCCCAAAAUGUGAUCAAACCAAAGAAAAAUAACCAUUUCAUUAGCGCUGCCUUUUUUUUUUUUUUUUUUAACCCCCAUUCUAUUCUUCUAUUCUUUAUGGCACAAAACAGGGUUUCUGAAUUGUAAACAAACUUUUAACCAUUGUUACCUGGAAGCACUUGAUAUAAUUACUCAAAUAUUAAACCAAUGUAAUCUAUACAAACCCAAAUCUGAACUAAAAUGUCAUUUAAAGAUGCAACAACAAUCUUGUUUCAAAGGUUUCAUUCAUAUAUUUUAAUGUUAUAUUCAGAAAACACCUCAACUUGAAUAAAUUAUUGUCAUAAGUGUCAUCUAAAAAUGUGAAAUUCUGAGCUGAUUUCCACCUUUUCGACAUUCACAUGGCUGAUGUUCAAGACCGCUGAAAUACAUUUUCUAAUGAAAGCUGCUGAACACGAAGUGUGGAGGAUUUUUCUGCUGGUCAGUAUGAUGUUAAACAAAGGACGAUUGCAGUUAUCUGUUGUCACCAAAUUCAGUUUGUCUGUGUCUGUUGCUCACGUCGUGAUCACACAGUGACAAUACUGAGGAAUGAAGUGGUUGAGUUUUGUGAGUUAGUGCACUUUAAAGUUUGUUUUAUGGUGCAUUAAUGUGAAGGUGCAGUCAAUACUCAGCAUAUUUAUUUCAUUUCUUUGUGAUUAUUUAAUGUCUAUUUGUUUUGUUUCUCACCUCAGGUGAGAGGCACAACUCUCAGUCUCUUUGAGUAGCAUUGGGGAAAUGGAGACCUCUUGUGGGAUUAUGUAGGUACUACAACAUGAUUUCUAUCCAACCCACGAGGUUUAGUUGUUAGCCGUCAAACCUCAGUGCAAUAAGAAAUGCACUGCUGGUCAGUGAGUCUCCUCAAAACUGUGCAGAAAUGAAUCCCAGUGCAGCUAAACAUAGUUUUUUUUUUACUUAGUAUAUUUUUAAUUUUAUUUAAUUUUUUAUUUUAUCGGGGAAUAAUUUAUUUAUAUUUUUGAAAAUCUAGAGAACUUUUACGUUUUCUCUGUGUGCUGUGUGCUGCAGCUUUAGCAAACCACUUCCUUCAUCUUUAUUGUGCUUUACAUAAUGCCUGAUUAUUUUAGGUGUAUUUAUUAUGAUUAUUUUUUAUAUAUUUAACAGUCACCUCAUCAACCCAUUUCAAAUAUGACUUAACAUUUUACACAGGUGAUUAUUUUCAAACAAAAAUAAUCAGAGGUCAGUAACAUAAUGUUGCUGACUCGUUCAUAGAUAUCACUAAAUUGUAAAUGUAAUCUACAUGAAUGUAGAAGGACUUCAUAAAUAAUGAAAUAAAGAAUCAGUGGAUAUUGUCUGGACGAAGGCAUUAUGUAAAUGUGUUGAAUCACUUUUGGCAUUUUCUUCAGCACAUAUUAUUUCAUAUCACUGUUUUUGGAUUGAGAUUAAAGAGGGAAUGGUUCUGUGUUGAUCACACAUUUAUAUGUGUAACAUCUAUCUCUCUUUAUUAUUUAUGCUUGUAUUUUGUUUCUUCUUAUUUCCUCUUUAUGCCAUUGUUUUGUUGUCGAAUUCUGAGAGAAAUUGCAAUAGAUUCAAUUUUAAAAAGACGCAUUAUGUGUCCACUGAGAGGAAAACGUCUAAAAGAAAAGUGUGGACAAUGACGGGUGUUUGUGUAAUUCCCAGUCAAACUGCCAGUCAUGAACUUUCCCCAUCAUUUAAAGUCAUGGCUCUGAAAGCAACUGGAAAGUCAUGGGACCAAAGCAGCCAUAUAUGUGACACUUGAUUAUCUCCUGAUGUGACGGACUAAAUAUCACAGGAUUCUCUGCUCCCCCUGUCUGGGAUCAGCAGUGGACACUGAUGUGUGAACGACACGACAGAAACCCACUGAGGGACACUGAGAGUCAGUGCAGCUCUGAGCUGUCACAUUUGUGCCUGAAUGGAGUUGUUGAUAGUUUCUUGUUUUUGUAUUGUUGUUUUCUUCUCUUCUCUUCUUUUUUUUAACGUGUGCGUGUCUCUGUGUGCACCCUCUCUCUCCACUCAUGCAGGUGCCUCUCUUGACAUUUACCCACACACACACACACACACACACACACACACACUCUUGUCACACUAAGUCAGACACUUUCCUCCCCAUCACCACAGCAAAGGUGACAUUUGAGAGACCUGGUGGUAAACAAGAGGUUGGGAAGGAGAUGAUGAACACUUCUCUUGGCCAUUUCACUUCAAUCCAUCUACUUCCAGGGUGUAUGCCACAAUUAUUGGGGGGGAAAAAAGCUAUUUGUCUCUUUGCUGAGCUUUAGCAGGCCUUAUCCAAGUGCUACAGGUGAUUAUUGUCAUUGUGCUAAAGAAUACAGUGCGUACAGGCCAAUACAGCUCCUAUGUUUUGAUGGAUUGUCGACUUUUUAACAUGUGACUUACAGAUUCUAAAGGUGAUGUUAAUGUGUGGAGACAGAUCGUUUUUAGGUACAGCGUGCAUCUUAUGCUGAGAACAUACUGUACAUGCAUUUCCUGUUUCCAGAGGGAGACGGGAGAUUGAUGGUGAUGUUAGAGACAUGUCAGACAGCACGUUGAUCAUUCAUAUUUUUACCACUUUAAGCUCCACAGGGAGCCAAUCCCAGCUGGCACAGGGCUAAAGGCAGGGUACACCCUGGACGGGUCAUCGGUCCAUCACAUACAGAGAUAAACAACCAUUCAUCUCACAUUCACACCGAUGGGCAAUUUAGAGUCCCCACUUAACCU